Messenger RNA from Acyrthosiphon pisum (pea aphid), 609 nucleotides. RefSeq lists its product as uncharacterized. Bases 1 to 609 code for a protein of 202 amino acids. NCBI's taxonomy places the organism in Eukaryota, Metazoa, Arthropoda, Insecta, Hemiptera, Aphididae. The record is from RefSeq and is a predicted model, not a curated record. The transcript has a single exon.
AUGGCUGCACUUGUGCUUGCAAGGAUGCCACCGGUAACACUCCAGGCAGUUGUGCGCAAGCGCGCCACUGUUCUGAAGGACCAAGGUGCGGCCUUAACAAUGCAGAAGAAAGAGGAUGACAUGAUUGGUCGAUGGCAGGUGAUGUGGGAAGCCUCCACAAAAGCUGCGUGGACGAAGUCGAUCAUCCCAGAUUUGAGAAGAUGGUGGAGUCAAGGACCGAGGGAAGUCGGCUAUCAUAUGGCUCAAGCAUUAACGGGCCAUGGCUGCUUCCAAAGUUAUUUGUGGCGGAGACAGAAAGCUGAAAACCCGGGAUGCGUACACUGUCCGGCUGUUUUUGAUGACGCCAAACACACACUCUUCGCUUGUCCAUUCUGGGAUGCAGCAAGAGUGGACGUUGCAGUGGCGUUAAGGAAACCAGUUGGACCUGAGGAUGUUCCAUACCUGUUGUGCGGUCCUGUUCCGCAAGAACUUCCGGAGGAGCCGUCUCAGCGGAGAAUGGCAAUUGCGGCAUCAACGAGACACAAGGUGUUGUUCCAGCAGAUGGUGGAGGCCAUUCUUUCCGAAAAAGAGGAACUGGAGAGGCAUAGGCAGCGCCAAAUGAAUGCAUGA